Messenger RNA from Clonostachys solani, 3747 nucleotides. Lineage: Eukaryota; Fungi; Ascomycota; Sordariomycetes; Hypocreales; Bionectriaceae. The record is from the annotation of a GenBank genome assembly.
AACAUCAGACCAGCACUCAAGAAGGCGAAGCGGUCCAGAAGCAACCUGAUCGAGGCGGCUGCCAGCUGCAUGAUCUCCGACGAUGACUUCCGCCAGAAGCUGCACAAGUUCCUGCCCGUGUGCCAGGACAGCCAGCGCCCGCAAAAGAUCCGUCUGCGCGAUCAGGAGUUCAACUACAUCGCCGAGCUCCUCCUCAUGCGCGGAAAGAGGGAGUGGGCUCUGCGGCCGAGGCACUUCGUGAUACUCUACAUGAUCGGCCUCGAGCAGGCCAUGGACUCAUUUGUUACCGACGAGCGGAGUGAUUACUUUCUGCCCUACACGGAGGAUAACCUGCCCGACGCCCUGACGGGGGAGAAUAGGGCGCAUUUUCUGGCAUAUCAGAAUCAUGUGCUUGACGGCCAGGGGGUCAGUUUGGAAUCGGGGGGAGCGAGACACCAGAACUGCCAAGGAGAUGCACGGAGCAAGUUCUUCUACACCAAACGGAGGCUGGGUCAGGGAGGGUCUCAGAUCUAUCGGUCGCAGGUCGACCAUGUGAUUGGCAAGCACAGCCUGAUGCACUUUGCUCUCAAGACGAUACCCCGGCAGCAUAUUGACGACACGAAGGACCGGAAGAUCCUGAAGCUCUUCCAGAACGAACUGGAGGUCUUGCAGUUUGUCGACCAUCAGCACAUUGUCAAGGUGGUCGGGUCGUACACCGAUGCGAGCGUCGUCGGCAUCCUCAUGACGCCGGUCGCAGAUCAGGAUCUUGCGGCCUUUCUGGAGAAGAAGCUCCCCCCGGCCGGCGAGGCUGACCGACGCCUACGCAUCCGGACCUUUUUUGGAUGCAUUGCCACCGCCAUUGACUACCUGCACAACAACAAGAUCAAGGGUGUGCAGCACAAGGACAUUAAACCCAAGAACAUUCUCGUCAAGGAGAGCAAGGUGUAUCUGACAGAUUUCGGGACUGCGCAAGUGAGAAGGGAAGAUGUCGAUGACACUGCCGAGUCGUCCACAAACCCCAGCAUGAAGUUUGUUUCCAAGAGAUAUGCACCCCUCGAGGCGGUCAUCGGGACUCGGACACGUGCAAGUGAUAUAUGGUCUCUCGGCUGUGUCUUCGUCGAGAUGCUGACCGUGCUUGCCGGGAAGUCCAUGCAUGACCUCAGCCAGUUCCUGCAAGACAAAGCCAAUGGCUCUGGGUCAACUGCUUAUUAUGAGAAUGAGCGAGGCCUCCAGGCGUGGCUGCAAUACCUGCGGGGCAUCUUAUCGAAUGAGGAGAACCCGCAGGAUGCCAUUCUCGUUGAUGUCGUGGAAGCCAUGUGCAGAUCCAAAAAGGAAGAGAGGCUCACGGCAAGCGACCUGGUCCGGAGGAUCUUCAAGCUGGAGGGAGCCUACCAUGGCCUCUGCUGCAGUGACCGGUCACGCCCUCAACCAGGUCACCAACACCCAGUCUCGUAUGAAACAGACCUGUCGCACUCGGACAUUUUGGAGUCUUGGGAGUCGGACACGUUAGAUGUCACUGAUGUGGAAGACUGUGACACCGUGACCGAGCCAGUGAACGUCCCUGGAGAAGAGGACAAGGCGGCCAAGAAUUACACUUCCCCUGUUGUGGAAGACGGCGACACUACAUUGGUAGUUUACAACAACCCACCAAAGGACCCUCGGAAUCUUCUGGAGGAUGUUACUGAGUUGAUCCCACCACCUCUCAAGCAAACCAGCAAAACCGGAAAUCCUGCUGAAGAUGUGGGCAUAUCAGCGCCAUCUUCAAGAAUACCGGAUGACAUGAGGCAUGCUUCACGACCUUUCGUCUCUCCGGAAUCCACAGCGCUCUGUCCAUGGCCAGGGUGCAGUCCCGGUCCGGGCGUCUCUUGUCAGGUAUUCGACAGCAUGGACAAGCUCAGGCAACAUCUGCGCGACACGCACCUGGUCCAUGACUUUGGCUGGACCCAUCUGCAAAAUGAUAGCGGGACGGCCACGCUCGAACCUGAGGCCGGUCGAUUCGAGCUGAAAAGGACCAAGCGUGUGCGGUUCUCUGGGCUUCCAGAAGAGCAGGUUGUCCAAUCCAAGGCUCUGCAGAGGAGCCACAGAGAUCGGUCAAGUGGUACGUAUAGCAUCAAGGCCGAGAUGCCUCAUGCUCCCGGCACGGCCAGUGCAGCGCAGACCAGAGCGUGCAAAGAGCUGGGCAUUCCCCCAAAUACAUAUGUUCCGUCAUAUCUUCUCGCUGCAAGCAAUCGAUUCUCAGCACCGCAGCUGCGUCAACGUCUGGCCACCGAGUAUCGUCGGCCGCUCUUUGUGUACGGAACACUCAUGUUCCCCAGCGUACUGCGCGCCCAAGCGGAGCAUUUCCUCAAUCCUGAUGGCAUUUACUCGUCUAGUCAGGGGAGGCGCCUGCGCACGGUGGAAAGCGACUGGGACAGAAUCAACGACGGGAUGAGGGAGGCCGCCCAGCACGGGACGCCUGCGGUUCUGCCAGGCUACUCGAGAUUUUGUCUCCGCCAGUACAGCCUAGCGUACAUCCAACCGAACGAGCAAGGCGAGACGGGCGGAUUCCUCAUAUUUGGUCUCUCGGCCGAGGCACUGGCCUGUCUGGAUCAUCUUUACGAGAAAGGCGGCCCGCGUCACUUUUUUGACGGGAGACGAGAAGAAUCCGGUUCAUGGGGGAUGACUGAGCUGGUGCGGCAGCGAGUCACUGUCCGUAUUAAUAUCAAAGACGGUGACACGAUCAAGAUUGAGGCCGACACGUAUGUUGCCAAUGCCGAGGAGUGGAGUGUACCAAAGUCCGCCAAGCCAUGGGACAUGACCCAAUUCCUCUGUUCUAGGAGUUAUGGAAAGAUCACCCAGUUGCCAAGAAGGGACAUGUCAAGAAGGGACAUGAUCGAGGAGCAAUCGAUCGCCAAAGAGCUGGGCACCAACAUGGUCCUGCCCGGUGACAAGCUUGUGGAAGCGGUGCUGGACAACAACUACGACGGGCUGUGGUCCUUGAUAGAUGAGGGCCAGGACGUCGACAUGGCAUCCAGCAUAUACGGCACAGCACUGCAAGCCGCGGCGAGCAAGGGGAAUAUUGCUAUGAUGCACCAGUUGAUCGAAGCUGCGGCAGACAUCGAUGCUUCCGGUGGCGAGUAUGGCUCCCCGCUCAUUGCGUCUGUCGUGGAAGGGCAUUUCGAUGCAAUGAAGCUUUUGCUGAGGCACAGGGCGAAGCUCUUCGCCUGCGGCGGAAAGUACGUGAGCCCUCUCUACCAAGCAGUUUCAUUCGACCGCCUGGACAUGGUCCAUGCGCUGCUGGAGAAGGGAGCCUGGUUGACGAGAGACUAUCGCGAACUGCUCGAUCUGGCGACCGAGCGGAACAACGACGAGAUUUACGAGGAGCUGCUUCGAUAUGACGUCCUUCAACUCGCAAAGAAACAUCUGCCAGGAAACGCAAGUUCAGCAUCUUCGGAUGCCGAUGGCCCCAGCGGCGACCAGGAGGCUGAAGUGGCGGUAUCGAAAUCAGUCGGAGCCAUCUGCCUUUUCGAGGCUUUCAGGCUAUACAACCGGCCCGGCAAGUGGACCGGCAUAAAACUCGUCAAAGUCUUGAAGGUAGGCUUCGAGCGUGGCUUGAAUGAUAAGAUUCUGGAGCAAAUCCGACCGCACAUACAUUCCUUCCCUACCCUCCAGAAGUUCUUUACCGAAGCAUUAGAUGACAUGUUUGGUGGUGGGAUUGGGCCGGUUCGGCAUACCGAGCCAAUUGAUGACCUGCCCAUACCCUCGAGAGCGCAAUUACGAGUCAAGUGA